Molecule: messenger RNA, 582 nt
Organism: Ilex paraguariensis (yerba mate)
Lineage: Eukaryota; Viridiplantae; Streptophyta; Magnoliopsida; Aquifoliales; Aquifoliaceae
Source: the annotation of a GenBank genome assembly
AUGGGAAAGGCGUAUAGAUAUGUCAUACUGUUUGGUAAACCUGAUUGCUUUUAUAUCCAUGUUUUCUGUGUUCCCGAGUCCUACCAGGUUUUGAGUGACAACACUGGUCUGCCGUCAGCAGCCAGGCUCAAUCGGGCGUCCAAUUCACUUCAUAAAAAUUCAAAUGUAGGGCAUGAUUAUUGUGACUAUGCUCAAGUUUCACUCAAAGUUCGAGUACUACAUCCUGACAAGCAAAUUUGCUUAUCAGUAAGUGGAAACCUGACUGUCAAAUGGUGCCUGACUUUGACAGAGACUCCAGAACCUUCACCGAAGGAAAUUUCAAAGGGCUCUGUUGACAGAGAUAUUGCUCUUGCAGAGAUUUCAAAAGAGAAGGGGUUGUCUUAUAUCAAGGCAUGGGAAAAACAAAGGUGGAGAACAAGUAAGGCUUUCUCUAACCUUUGUUGUUCCUUCUGGAAUUUGUGUGGAUUUGAACUUAAAUUGCCCUGGAACCAAAACGAAGCUUUGUCAGUUAAACAAACCUACUCAUCGUUGAUAGAUUUCGUUACUUAUUGCAUAGUCUUCAGUAUCUUUGCAGGGAUCUAG